AUUAGGGGAAAUUGUAAAAACAGCGGCCACUGCUGCCUCCAUCCAACUAAAACUUAAGCUGCUGUUCUAAAACAGCGGGCCGGCCGUUCUUAUAUUCUUUUCCACACCCUCUUCGUUCUCGUUUCACUUCCACACUUCUUCCUCUGCAUACCUACAUUAGUUUUACUACUAUUUCUUUAUCAGUGUUUGCACAUAGCCUUUUUUUCACAAAGCAUCCGUUUCUCUGGCUCUGACGAUGGCUUCUAUAACUGAGUCAAUGGCUCUCUCUUGUUCCUCACGCUUUGGAAUUUCCGUCUCUCCGCGCGCUACUGUGGCGUUUUCAUCUGGGGUGUGUCUUUCUGCUCGCCGGAGAUUGCCGGAAUUCAAGGGGUUGAAGAUCCAGGCGCCUUUGAAAUCUCCGUCCACUUCGUUCAAAUCUAGGAAUCUUGGGAUUGUCAGUCGGAGAGGAGGCAUUGUGUGCCAAGCUCAGGAGACUGCUCUUGAUGUUCCAACUGUGACUGAUACAACUUGGCAGUCGCUAGUACUGAAGGCAGAUGGACCUGUGUUGGUUGAGUUCUGGGCCCCCUGGUGUGGACCUUGCCGCAUGAUCCAUCCAGUUAUAGGUGAAUUAGCUCAACAGUAUGCUGGAAAACUGAAGUGCUUUAAAUUGAAUACAGAUGACAGUCCUUCAAUUGCAACUCAAUACGGAAUCAGAAGCAUCCCAACAAUGAUGAUCUUCAUCAAUGGUGAGAAGAAAGAUGCAAUUAUAGGUGCUGUUCCCAAAUCCACAUUAACUGCAUGCAUUGAUAAAUUCUUGUAGACGAGGACAACAGAAGAAAGUACGCUAGUUUAAGCAUCUUUUACUUCAUAUUUGUUUUGUUUUAAUGUGUAAUGCAAGUUAUACUCUUUACUAUGAUUUUUGAAACUUCUGCUGAUGUUUUCUUUUUAAUUACACAUUGAUCUUCAAUGUGAUAACAUUUUGACUUUUCAACAAAGAACUAUUAGCUCUUUUGAAAAUGUAAUAUGACCAGAAGUUGUGGUUGCAAAUGACUUGAAUGCAAGUAGUGCAAUUUUUUCAAUGAGAUCUGAAGGUUGUAGAUAAAAACUAGAUGACUUGUAAUGACCUGCAUGCGUGGUGCGUCCUUCAAAUUCUUUGUCAACCACUUGAAAUUUAGAACUCUUGAAUCUUGACUAGUUUUUAUUUGAUGUGGUGAAUUUGUCCUACCAAUUGAUGCUUUGAGCCAAAGAAGAUGGUUGCUGUUUAUGAGUUCUUUUACCACUGUUGAUCGAGAUGGAAUCCAGGCAAGGUUCUGUUUCACAAAGUACAUGGAUUUAAAAUGAAGUAUCUAUCACCUCUACUUCAAAUUUUCUAUAAAGUUUCUUCCUUAUCCUUAUUGACUAGAUGUUUGAUAUUGCCAUUUAUUGUAAUUUUAAACACCUAUAUUUAUUUAGUAAAAAUGGCAACAUAGGUUUUUUUUUCUUUUGCAACAUGUUAAUUGCUUUGUAUUGGAAGAAUUUAAACUCUUAAUUGUAAUUCUAAAUUAGUAAAAAUUUUGAAAUAGU
Rubroshorea leprosula is the source of this 1542-nucleotide messenger RNA. The record is from the annotation of a GenBank genome assembly. NCBI's taxonomy places the organism in Eukaryota, Viridiplantae, Streptophyta, Magnoliopsida, Malvales, Dipterocarpaceae.